Engraulis encrasicolus (European anchovy) is the source of this 2273-nucleotide messenger RNA. RefSeq names its product phosphodiesterase 12 (gene pde12). Gene Ontology annotation, biological process: nuclear-transcribed mRNA catabolic process, deadenylation-dependent decay. The transcript has 4 exons. NCBI's taxonomy places the organism in Eukaryota, Metazoa, Chordata, Actinopteri, Clupeiformes, Engraulidae. The record is from RefSeq and is a predicted model, not a curated record. The coding region runs from base 272 to 1996 and encodes 574 amino acids. Gene Ontology annotation, molecular function: 3'-5'-RNA exonuclease activity. Gene Ontology annotation, cellular component: mitochondrion.
GUAAAGGUUAAUCGUUCUGCUCGAACCACUGGGUUAGGUGCCUUCUUGAUGCCUGAUUGAGUCAGCAUUUCCGCAUGUGUGACGUUGACGCACAAUGUGCCUGUCUGUGUUGACAGUUGACUAGCUCGAGAAGCUGAAGAGCAAGAGCAUUUCUCGUCUGGACAGCUCGCCGACUCCCAAUCACCACACAAAUCAAGUAUGGGAUAAAUGCUGUUGUCGCGUCCCUUUCUCGGAUCGCCGUCAAGUAGUUUGUUUUAUCUGUAAGACCUGAAUGUUGCGGAAUUGUGUGGCACGGUUUCACCGCCUGUCACCGUGGGUCCAUCGCACUUUGUUCGGAAGAUACUACACGAAAAUGGACAUAGCGGUGGUAAGAAGUGUCCCCUCGGAGCCCAAGCUAACUAUUUCAUUCACGCUUGACGGGAGCCACAAACACAUGCUGAGAGACCAACACGAAGAUUUGGGUAAAGUGUUGGCAAGAAUAUCAAAUGGCAUCAUCAAGUCGAAAGGCAAGGCGAAAAAGUCAAAGAAGAACCAACGCGAUGAUGACCCGAACAACUCAGCUGUCGAGCCCAUUGUGAGACUGCAUCACAACGGGGAUUAUGUAGCUAAUGAAGUGCCAAACAUAGAUGCUUGGCAAGACGGAGCCGUGUUGCACAUUGGUGAAGUUCGUUACAGAGUCGAAAGAAACCCUCCGGUGUUUACCAUUGCCGAGCUGCCUCUCACCCUAAUGGCGGGAUUCCCAAUCUGCCCCAAAUUAGAAAUAGAAUUCGGGGACUUUCAACACUGCACAUUCGGAUGGUAUAAACAACAAAGUUUGGCCAAUGAUAAAGACAGAUGGGUCGAAGCAGGCACAGAACGUGUUUUCACCCCCUCCAACGCCGACAUCGGUUUAAAGGUGAAGUUCAAGUGCACGCCUGGAAACGCCACAAAACUUGGCACGCCAAAAGAAUUGAUGUCAAAUAAUAGCAUUGAAGCAGGACCAGGAGCUUGCACCUUUGACAAUCGGCACCCUUAUACGCAAAAAGUCACAGAUGAUUCAACUUUGAGAGUCGUGUCAUACAACAUCCUAGCGGACACCUAUGCGCAGACAGACUUCUCCAAAACAGUGCUGUAUCCCUACUGCGCCCCCUAUGCACUGGGUAUUGACUACAGACAAAAUCUCAUUAAAAAAGAACUGGUCGGAUAUAACGCAGACAUCAUUUGCCUCCAGGAGGUCGACAAGGGGGUUUUCAAUGAUAGCCUGUCCCCUGCAUUGGACUUUUUUGGGAUGCAAGGAGUUUUUCGAAUCAAAGAGAAGCAGCACGAGGGACUUGCGACAUACUUUAGGAAGUCAAAAGUAGAGCUGCUGAGUCAACAUGAUAUUCCACUAAGCGAGGCUUUGAAAAAUGACUCUGUUCACUUGGCCGUGCUGGAUAGCUUGUCCAAGAACACAACUUUGAGUGAGAAGGUCAUGCAGAGAUCCACUACUUUGCAGGUCACUGUUUUGCAACCGGUGGGCAGUGCAUCAAAGCCAAUAUGUGUUGCGAACACUCACCUGUACUGGCAUCCAAAAGGAGGAAACAUCAGGCUGAUCCAGAUUGCCGUUGCCCUGCAACACUUGAAGCAGGUGGUGUCCGUUGAACAUCCCGGCGCGUCUCUCCUGUUCUUCGGUGACUUCAACAGCAUCCCGGGCUCCGGAGUCCUGCAGCUCUUGACCGAGGGCUGCGUCUCCGCCACACACCCCGACUGGAGCUCCGGAGGGCCCGAGGAGCACUGCCCCAUGGAGCUCCUCAACCCCUUUAAGCUCCAGAGUGCCUGUGGAGAGCCGCUGUACACCAAUUACGUGGGCGGCUUCCAGGGAUGUUUGGACUACAUUCUCAUGGAACCAGACGUGUUGGCCGUGGACCAGGUGAUUCCCAUGCCGAGCCACGAGGAGGUGACCACCCACUAUGCCCUGCCUAGUGUUUCUCAUCCCUCAGACCACGUGGCCUUGAUAUGUGACCUGAAAUGGAAAUAAACAGUGGCAGAACAAUUGCACACAGGGACCCAGGGCGGCUCCCCCAUAUCGCCUGACAAGCAGGGCCCCCACCACCGAUACAGAAGGGCCCUGGGGCAAAUGCCCUGCUCCCCCCGCUCAUGGAAAUGAACUCCUGCUGCAAAGACAGGCGUGUGUGAAUUCACAUUUGAUGAAUUUCUGUGCUCCACUUAACAGAUAUGUCUCUUUUAAAUCUGAGAAAAACUUAAGUCUGAUAUACACAAAAAUCUGAAUAAAACAAAAGAUCUGUGUCACUAUA